Messenger RNA from Epinephelus fuscoguttatus (brown-marbled grouper), 6889 nucleotides. RefSeq names its product guanine nucleotide-binding protein subunit beta-4. Bases 365 to 1387 code for a protein of 340 amino acids. The record is from RefSeq and is a predicted model, not a curated record. Gene Ontology annotation, molecular function: protein binding; signaling receptor complex adaptor activity. NCBI's taxonomy places the organism in Eukaryota, Metazoa, Chordata, Actinopteri, Perciformes, Serranidae. Gene Ontology annotation, cellular component: heterotrimeric G-protein complex; cytoplasm. Gene Ontology annotation, biological process: G protein-coupled receptor signaling pathway. The transcript has 10 exons.
UUCAUGGGUGUGGUGAUUAGCUUGCUUGGUGAAAAUUUUUAGUCUAAUCCGACCCGAGUCGCGCUCGCUUCUGUCGCUUUAAACCGAUUAAAUUGUCUUAAAAUUAACACGUCUGCCUUUGCGAUUCCUCUCACAGCUAGGACCAUGGUUGUCGUGUGAAAACGGACCGCUGUGACUCGGACUGGAAGCACGGAUAGAGCCAAAAAAGCCCGUUUCAGGUGUCAGCUGGUAAAGUGCGUGUGCGUGUGCGAGUGUGUGUGGGUGUGCGAGUGUGUGUGUGCGUGUGUGCGUGCAGGCACGUGUGUUUUCCCAGCCCAGUCAGUAUUUGGAGCGGAGUGUGGCCUGAACACUUGACAGAGGGACAAUGAGCGAGCUGGAACAGUUGCGGCAGGAAGCCGAGCAACUACGCAAUCAGAUCCGGGAUGCCAGGAAAGCCUGCAGUGACUCCACUCUGUCACAGAUCACAGCUGGUCUGGACUCAGUGGGCCGGAUACAGAUGCGGACGCGACGCACUCUCAGGGGCCACCUGGCCAAGAUCUAUGCAAUGCACUGGGGGAGCGACUCCAGGUUACUUGUCAGUGCCUCGCAAGAUGGAAAGCUAAUCAUCUGGGACAGCUACACGACAAAUAAGAUGCAUGCCAUCCCACUGCGUUCUUCCUGGGUGAUGACGUGCGCCUACGCCCCCUCUGGGAAUUAUGUGGCCUGCGGAGGCCUGGACAACAUCUGCUCCAUAUACAGCCUGAAGACCCGCGAGGGCAACGUGCGCGUCACCCGAGAGCUACCCGGACACACAGGUUACUUGUCCUGCUGUCGUUUCUUGGAUGACAACCAGAUACUGACCAGCUCCGGAGACACCACCUGUGCAUUGUGGGACAUAGAGACAGGCCAGCAGGCCACCACCUUCACUGGCCACACAGGGGAUGUGAUGAGUUUGUCUCUGAGCCCAGACUACAAGACCUUUGUGUCAGGAGCCUGUGACGCCACCUCCAAGCUGUGGGACAUCCGUGAUGGCAUGUGCAGGCAAUCCUUCACCGGCCAUGUGUCCGACAUCAACGCCGUCACCUUUUUCCCCAACGGGAAUGCCUUUGGCACAGGCUCAGAUGAUGCCACCUGCAGGCUGUUUGACCUGCGUGCCGACCAGGAGCUGAUGAUGUACAGCCACGACAACAUCAUCUGUGGCAUCACCUCUGUGUCUUUCUCCAAGAGUGGGCGACUGCUCCUGGCUGGCUACGAUGACUUCAACUGCAACGUCUGGGACACCCUGAAAGGCGAGCGUGCAGGUGUGCUAGCAGGCCACGACAACAGAGUGAGCUGCUUAGGGGUGACAGAAGACGGCAUGGCUGUGGCCACCGGCUCCUGGGACAGUUUCCUCCGGAUCUGGAACUAGACAAACCUCUUCCUCUUGUACUCAAUCACUGCCCGCCAACUUCCUCCCCGCAACCCCCCACCCCAACGUAUCCCAACUCAUCUGCUGGGCUGGACCUGAGGGGUGCACACUGUGUCAGCCAAUAUCCUCUCAACUCACCCCCCAGCUCUCCUCUCUGCUGGUGACCUGCCCACCUGUGAGAAAGUACCAACUCUUUCUACCUUUCCAAGUGACGUUUUUUUUCACCCAGCUAUUACACAGAAACAGAUAAGAACCUUUCAGUUGAGUUAUCCAAUCAAAAAACAAAAAAAAAAGAGAAAGAAAGGAUGAGUUAUGAAAAACUGAAGGGAAAAAAAUAGAAGAUUUCGCCCUCAUACCAAUUCUCCUCUAGGGCGCGAUAACGAGCAUCUGUUACCGUGACUAACAACAAACAAGAUGAGCGUCGAUGUGUAAUAUGUAAAUGUAUAUAUAAAGACAGUAUAUAUGUAUAGCAUUAUGUGUGUAUAUAUGCAUCAUAUAUGCAUAUAUAAUGUGUAUGUAUAUAUUUUUGUAGUUUAUUUCCCACCCUUGAGGUUUUUUUUUUAUGAUUUUGGGGGUUUUAUGUUUUAUUUCAAAUGUACAUAUUCACAUAACUACACGACAUAAUUCCAGAAACACUUAUUUUAUCCUGUGUGAGUACCAGAUCGAGUGUCAGACCAUGUAGACACAGCAGCUUCACAUCCUUUUACCUAAAAAGACUCCUUUAAUCUUUCUGGUACUUGCUGAUUUAAUCAAGCCAACUCAUCAAGCAACAAAAGAGGAUCGAGCAAACAAAACAGUUUGCAAAAAUUUGGCUCAGCUAAACUCACUUUCCUCAUUUGUAUGUGUGUGUGUGUGUAUUAUGGUUACAGGCAGCAGACCUGUAUCUACAAAUUCUUGUGAAUGUUGGAAUUUUAUUUUUUAUUUUUUUAACAACACAACCCCUGGCAUUCCUCACCACUGUCUUUACGUUUGGAAGGAAACCGCCACACUGCUGUGAUAAUGAUUAGAGAGAGCGCUUUAAAACCAACAAGCGGUGUUUUUAAGUUUUUAGUCUGGAUUCAGCUUCAGCUCCAAAGUAUAAACUGGUGAAUUUUAGGCUAAGAUAGAAAACUAUAUUUUACCAGAGGCCCUGCCUUUGCCUCUGCUCACACGGACUGUGGAUUUUAAAUCAUCGUAUGCUGAAUAUCUGAAGAUGACAUCCAUUCCAUGCAAAUCAGCUGCUGUGCGAUAUGAUUGAUAACCCAACAGUAGUCCUAAACAGAGGUUUUGCAUCAUAAUAUCUCCUGUGGCCUAUAGAAUCUCCAUCUCUCCUUUAGAGUUGAGACAAGCAGCUCAAGUUGCCCAUUAAAAAAAAAGUGGCGCUGAUGGAGAGAAGGGCAUCGCAAAGAGAGACAUGUCCUCCCCAAGCAGACGCUGUUUUCUACCUGUGAGCCUGUAAUGGUGCUGAGGCCUGUAUGGACAAAUGGUAGAGCGGUCAGUCGUUACAUGAGGAUAUUUAAAGGACCAUAAAGGACAGCGGUGACUCUGUUGGUGGCCUCUGAGGACGAGAGAAACAGAAAGAUGUCUGUCAAGAGCUCGCCAUGUCAUUUUUAUCCUUUUUUUUAUGUCUAAGUGAGUCCUUUCUGUCCUCGACACGGUGUGAACCGAGUGACUGCAUGGAACUGAAAUCAUGUUAGCCGCUGCAAAACCACACCAGUGCCACCACAAGCCUGUAAAAAGUAAAGAAGAAAAAAAAGAAAAAGAUUUUUUUUAAAGGGUUUAACACUUUCUUUUUUUUCCUCACCAAAAACAUGUUAUGAACUGUUAAAUAUUGCUUGUGAAGAAAGUACACUUGGUAGACAGAAAUGUACACUUAGUAGAGAGAGCUAGACAUGCACUCACAAACUGUAGUACCAAUGUAAACCAUCGAGCACAUGUGACUUAUUUACCCAUAGAAGUGCUAUCUCUGAGUAUUUUCUCAUCAUACAUCUUCAGUAAUUUUGGUUCCUCUAAAGGCUUAAUUAAAAAAAAAAAAAAGAUUGAACACAUAAUGUAUGUGAGUUGGACCUAUUCAUCAGCUGUCUCAGGUGCCUAUCUCUGAAUAUAAACAUUUGACCCACGUGGGCUGGGUAAAGGAGGGUUUGUGCUCCUGUGAGAUGUGGCACUAUUGUGUCUCCAUUCUGCCUUACGAUACCAUUCAUAAUAGAAGGUAAUACUAGCAUCGACUACAGUAAUGUUUUCCUCUGACUAUUCCUUUUUACACACUGAUCAAUAAGAGAGGUUGCUACUUAUUUUUCUUUGCCCAAUAGAAGCACAUUCUGAUACUAGUGAACACUAAAAAGCAUGCUUAUGGGAAACCACCGCGACCACAUGCAGCUCCAUACUGCUUCUUAAAGCGAGGCAUUUUACAUCACUUUUUAUACGAUUCUGCUUUCUACUACUACCGUACAGUUUGUAGUAUUUAUUUAGGUUCAGUCGGCUAUCAAUGAAACCCCUCUUUGGCAUACCGUGAUUUUAGUGACCUUCUUUUGUUUCUAAAUGUUUUAGCUGCUUCUACCUGGCUUUGCAUUAAUGAACCCAUUUUGAGAGAAUGUUAAAAAUAACAGUUUAGUUUUUAGCCUAAGAAUAUCUCUGAGGUGUGUAGGAUGUGAUAUGUAUUGCAUAUCAGUGUUGAGGUGUGUGUGGGGGGAGGGGAAGGGAUGGGACGGGACAAGGGAGGGGGGGAUGAUUUGGUGAUGUAUGUGGAUAACAUAUAGAUCUAAGUGUUACUUCCUCAUUUGUGCCAAUGUUAUCCACAGACCCUGAGCUGUGAACUUAAAACUAGUCAAUGUGACAAAAAAAAGUUUGCUCACUUUACUCAAGUGCCAGCCUUCUCCAUAUCCAUUGAUUUAAAGUCACGUCAGUAUCUGAUUUUUUACCCACUCUGUCCGAUUGAACCGGUGGACUUCUUAUAUCUGAAGAUGGGUUUUUGUAUCCCAAAGUGUCGUUAAGUCAACAGUUAUUAAGGUUUCUAUCUCAGUUAGCGGUCAUCAGACAUGCCCAUGUCAAAGAUGACAUGUAUUUAAAGGAAUAGUUUGAUAUUUUGGAAGAUGUUUAAUUUCUGGUGGUUUGAGGAGAAGCUCCACAUCACUUAUUUUAUCUGUGUAUUAAACAUUAAGCUACAACCAGCUGCCUGUUAGCUUAGCUUAGCUUAGCUUAGCACGAAGACUGGAAAGGGGGAAACGACUAGCCUGGCUCUGUCUGAAGCUCACUAAUUAACACCUUGUGGCUCAUUUGUUACAGAAAAGACUAAAAACACCGCACUAUUCAUUGGCUGGUAGCAGUAACUUUGUAAUCUCCUCUGGCUGCCUGGCAACUGGUCAGGCUCAUACCUGCACGCCACUUAGGUUUCUGUACAUAUCUAUGAAGCAGCAGCCUCUGCAGCUAAAAAAUGAAGCCAAAACCAGUUGCAGUUCACUGAUUGACCACUUAAAGGUGGCCUCAAGAGUGAGUCAAUCCCCUCAGACCCUCCAUGUUAAAAUGCCCAACUUUACAGCAGAAAUAAACAUGUUAACAACCUGGUAUAAACAACCGUUUUUUAUGAUUCACCAGUUAACAUUUUUUUAAGGCUUACAGUUACUUAAAAGUAAGGGUGGGCCGCUGAGUGGCAUCUUGGCCUCUCAGACAGAUCCACUCAUCGCUCCUCCACAGCUCCAGCCUCUCGCCCAAAUAUGGUCACUUCUCGUUUCAAAAAACCAAGAUGGCAACGACAGUAAUGCCAAUCAAAACAAGAGUCCGCAAACCAGUGGGUAAUGUCACAGUAGCUACGUCCAGUAUUUUUACAGUGUAUGAUACCUAUGGAGGACGAGCACAGCCAUGCUUAGAAUUUUUUUUUAAUGUCUUUAUCCGGAGAUCUCAAGUUCUUUCAUAAUUUUCAGAUGACAAAGCUUUUUUUCUCAUGAUAACUAGUUAUUAUUUCAAUUCUCAAGAGAAAAAGGGCAGACUUCUCGAGAUAAUGAGAUAAUUUCUGACUAUAAAACAAGUUGUUUUAUCGAGAUAGGCAAUCAAGUGUUCUGUUGUUUGCAUCUUAUUUUCUUUCUUGUAACGGAUUAUUUUAUCCUGCAAAAUUAGCUUUUUGUUUUGUCAAUAAUAAUAAUAAUAAACUUAAUGUAUAUAGCUUUUCAAGACUGUUAAAAAGUGCUUUAGAAAAUUGAAGUAACGAUGGGCAAUGAUUAAAAAAUGAAAAUAUUAAAAGCAUUUUAAAAUUUACACAACAUAAGACACAACCCAGUAUUACAAGAAAACAAGCUUCAUCUGAAAUAACAAUUUGUGAUCUUGAGGUAAUGGCACUGAAGAGAAUUGCUAGGACAGCCAAUCUUGGACUCCGUACAUAUUUGAUUAAUUACAUAUUAUGUGUUAAUUAAUUAGUGAGCUUUAGAGAUGAUGAUAAGCAGACAUUACCGUUGAACAGAGCUACGCUAGCCGUUUCCCUCUGUUUCCAGUCUUUAUGCUAAGCUAACAUAGCCAGCAGCUAGCGGUAGCCUUUUAAGUUACUCAUUAACAGACAGACAUGAAAGUGGUAUUUUCUCAAACUCUCCUCCAGAAUGCAAAUAAGUGUAUUUCCCAAAAUGUUAAUCUAUUCCAAUAAACCCACCCUGUUCUUUCAUAACGUUAUGAUCUGUGAGAAAUUAAAAAAAAAAAAUACACCAUAGCCCUUAACAGAUGAAAAAGGGGGAUUGUGUGUAUUACUGACAGUGAUAUUCAGCAGGCAGCCAUUUCCUCGCUCUGUGUGUAAUUCAGCAGUAUUAGCAGCUGGAACCUGGAAUAGUAACACUUCUACGUGCCUGUGCCGUUCACUCAUUAAUCAAAAAGGUGCUUGACUUCAUUUAAUUUCACAUCAUUGUUGUAUUUACGUGAAGUCUCCUCCAGUUUAUCCUCUUAAAUCUACAGCAGACAUGGAGCUGUUGAAUCAGCUUCUUCGGUGUAUCGUCUGAAGUACCAAGAUCUGUGACUUCCUUGAAUCAUUGGAGUGGUAUGUUUGGCAGUAGUAUUUUGGCGAUCAGUGUAAAUUGCCAUGUGUCACCCACAGUACCAAUGUCUAACUUCAAAGAGCAGAUGUUACGGCUGCAGUAUUACAAUGACUGCCAUUGCACGACCCUCCGAAUUUAGUAUCUGGAUAAAAGAAAUUGAGCAUCUCUGAUUCAGUGACACCGCACCACUUGAAUUAAUUACGUCACACGAUCACCACCACAGCACCGUCACAAGUAAUGCACUGCCCUUUGACUCUACAACCUACUGUUCUGACAUUUUGUUUUGAUUUUAUUUAUUGUUUUAUGUUUUAAGCCAGUAAAGACCAGGGACUUGGUGCCAUGAUACUUCUCUUACAGUGCUAUUGUGUGAAAUUAUAAUCACUUGUUAUGGAAUAAUUUUUAUAGUCUUUUUCACACCAGACCUUUUUUUUGUAUUUGUACAGUGGCUUGGUGAUACUGAUAUGUUGCCAUGAGUUAUUGUAACCAAUAAAAAGCUUCUAACCAAGAAUACAAA